This is a messenger RNA of Trichoderma breve, 846 nucleotides long. RefSeq names its product metallo-beta-lactamase superfamily domain-containing protein. The record is from RefSeq and is a predicted model, not a curated record. The transcript is spliced from 2 exons. Bases 1 to 846 code for a protein of 281 amino acids. NCBI's taxonomy places the organism in Eukaryota, Fungi, Ascomycota, Sordariomycetes, Hypocreales, Hypocreaceae.
AUGUCUCCCCAUAUCCCAAUUGCCCAUGGACACAACAUCCAGGCCUACACAUACUGGGACUCUCCCGUGCCAGCCGUUUUCGCUGGACAAAACUUUACAGAUCCCGUCAUCUUCAACCCUACUACAUUCACCUUGAUCACUACGCAAAACGAAGCGGUGCUCGUUGAUGCUCCCGCAGUUAGGUCUCGAGCCGAGCCAGUUGCGACUUGGAUUGCUGAAAUCAUCGAACACCGAAAGCUGAGCACCAUUUACAUCACUCACGGCCAUGGCGAUCACUUUUUCGCCGCGGAAGCUAUCCAGGAGCACUUCCCAGAUGCCUCCAUCCGCGCAACUCAGGGCACUUAUGAGCACAUGCUAGAACAGCUUGCUCCAGCAAUUUGGGACGGCCUGUGGGUUCCUACAUUUCCUGAGCUGGGAGAAAGCCCAAAGCCCAACCCCAAAGUCCACGUCUUCCCAGAAGGUCAAGAUUGCUUUACAGUAGACGGCCACGAGUUCCGCGCUGUUGAAGUCGUUGGUGGUGAUACUGCCUCAUCCACCGUUCUUCAUUACCUCGCUGAAAACACAACACCUGAGCUCCGUCAGAACUGGAUAGAUGCCAUUGACCAGAUAGCCAAGCUUCAUCCCAAGGUUGUCGUGCCAUCUCACCGUCAAUCCACGGACGACUUUGGGUUGGAGCACUUGAAGGCUACCCAGGAUUACAUCCGCACGUGGACAAAGCUCAAUGCAGAAACCACCACUUGGCAGGAGUUGGAGGCGGCCGUCCAGAAGGCAUACCCCAAGAGAUAUGGAAACUACAUUCUUCGUAUUUCGGAGCUGGUGACCAAGGGAGACUUGCAACUCCCAUAA